Molecule: messenger RNA, 2144 nt
Organism: Chelmon rostratus (copperband butterflyfish)
Lineage: Eukaryota; Metazoa; Chordata; Actinopteri; Chaetodontiformes; Chaetodontidae
Exons: 5
Coding region: 22-1230 (402 amino acids)
Molecular function (GO): protein binding
Source: RefSeq, a predicted model, not a curated record
UGUGCACACUGAACAUCCAGGAUGACAAGGAUUAUUCUGUUACUUCUGUUUCUCGAGCUUCCUCUUUACAAGGCAGAGGAGCAUGCUGUCAAUGAACUGUACACCCUAAUAGAGAAGGGUCCGACCAGCUUUGUGGAUCCAGCUCCCAGCAACCAGAGCAGGCUAGUGGUUAAAGAGCCCUCCCUGCCCAUCAAUGAGCUUCUCGAGAAGAGCGGCAAGACCGGUGAGGCCAAAUUCACCCUCCACCCUCUACCCUCUGCUGUCUGGCCAAAGCACAGUGACCUGGCCCCCAUCCUUCGCCACCACGGCCCCCACAACAAGAGCAAAAAGGGCCACAAGAGCGACCGUCUGGUGGAGCACAACAGCGAGAAAACCAGAGGAGAAGUUGCUGGUCUGCUUCCCAAACCCCCCCUGACAGGAGCUUCAGCUGCCGCAGCCUCCAACAACCGCACUGCGCCGAAAACCAACCAGGACACUCAGUCCAGCGUCAGUCCUCCUCAGCAGAGUGAACCAGACGGACACCCAAACUCCAGACCCAGGGGUCUGCCCCACUCGCAGCCUCAGGCUCAGCCACACCAACCAGCCCCUUCCCCACGCAGAGAUCCCCCCAGCCGUAGACUGGACCCGGAGGAGAACCGGCCAGGGAAGUCGAGUCUCUACCAGUCAGGUAUCGGUGCAGCAACCCGGAACAACAGCCGCCCGCCUGUGGUCUUCAACCGGCGCUCCUCCAGCCUGCUUUACCAGUUUGACAUCCUGAGGCGAGAGUCCGACUUCACACACGACGCCUUCUGCAUGAGCGAAUGCAGGAAGGAGAAGGAGGAGAGAGAGUAUUACUGCUACAGUGAGUUUGCCAUCAAUGGGAUAGUUCAUGACAUCGAGGUGCUGCGCAAAGGAAUACGUCUGAUUACGCUGAUGGUGAGCAGCGACGGCUUCUACAAGAUGAGUCGUCUCUAUGUGACCCCAGACAGCUUUUUCUUCAAAGUUCGCCUUCUGGUCCUGGAUACCUACAGGUGCAGCAAGCCCUGCCCUGACAUCAAGCUAGGGACCAGAUACAUUGUAAUGGGCCAGAUCUACCACCGGAGGCGCCAUCUUCCCAGCGACCUCCUGAACCUACUGGGGGGUAAACUGAAGCCCGGAGACGGCCUCCUGCGGAGCAACAACUACGUAAAGCGGUUCAACAAACGGAGGCACCAGAAAGCCCUGGAGGCCACCCGCUCCAGGUGUAGGUGAAGCAAAGAUCAGACUAUCGCCCCCUGCUGCAGGGGAAGAGACAUUGCAGCUUACCCGAACUGAUCAUAACUAACCCCUCAGUAUUGUGCAAGACAGAGGACAUUUUGUGGAAAGCGUGGAUUCCUGUUCGCUUGGACUGCUGUGAUGUAUCAUAAUCCUGGGUCAUCUUUUUUACUUAUCUGUAAAGUUCCUGAAGUAUUGUCUUGUGGUCUCUUUGAUAGAAAACACAAGCAGCUUCAAUUAAAUGGAUUUUUCAUGAUUGUUUUGCAGUGUUUGGGGCAUCAAAGAAAGGCAUCCUGUCAGCCCUAUUAUUAUAUAAUGAAUAGGAACUCCCCUCAAACUCCUCGUUCAUUCAUGGCUGGCUCAUGAAGUCCUAAAUUGAAAAGGUGUAACAUUGGCUCACUUUUAAAGGGAAAUAUGGCUUAUCUGAAACACACUUAUGUCCACUUAGCAAACAACUAGCAUAUAGAAUGGGCAUAUUUUAGCAUCGGCAUUCACACAGGCAUUUUUCUGCCUUAUUAAUGUGCGUUUAACAAGCCAAUAUUUGUGCUGAGGAAGAAACACUGUCACAUCAGCCUCUUUAUUCCAGACAUAAUCCUGUAAUACAGAUACGAUAAUUGAUUUAAUGUUGUUUCCAUUCAAACGUAUUGACUUUUUAGAAUGAUGCCACAAAUCGAGUCUGUAAAUUAUGUUGAUUCCUUUGGUUAAUUGAUGAUGCUUCUAAACUGAUGUGAAUGCAACAUGUUGUAUUGCACUGAAUAGUGUUGUCUUGUAACGCCCAACCCUGUGCAUGCUGCCACUGUGGUUGUUAUUGGUAAGCAGGAAAUUCACUAUUAUUGUCAUAAGGACCAAAGGGAGGGAAUGAAGGGUUUGAGAAAGCAGCAGCAAACCACAGUGGAGGAGGAGGAGCAGGA